AGGACCCCUUACGCUCCCUUCCAAGGGCGCGCCCUGGAGACCCAGUCCUCCAGGCUGCGAGCGGUAGGCCGCCGCGCUCUUCCGGGGUCUGGAGGAGGAGCGAAGGUCUAAGACCCGCCCCCACUGGGGCGGAGCCACGGCCCAGGACUGGCCUAAACCGUCGCAGACACAGAAAACUUCAAGCAAAAAAAAUUCUCUAAUUGGAUUAAGAAAAUUGUGUUAUUGUUGCCUUCCAAAUGACAUCAUGAAGCAGCUGCCAGUCUUGGAGCCUGGAGACAAGCCCAGGAAAGAAACAUGGUACACCCUGACCCUGGUUGGAGACAGCCCCUGUGCACGGGUUGGUCACAGCUGCUCAUAUUUACCCCCUGUUGGUGAUGCCGAGAGAGGGAAGGUCUUCAUUGUUGGGGGAGCAGAUCCAAACAGAAGCUUCUCAGAUGUGCACACCAUAGAUCUGGGAACACACCAGUGGGAUUUAGCCACCUCAGAGGGCCUCCUGCCCCGGUACGAGCACACCAGCUUCAUUCCCUCCUGCACACCUCACAGCAUCUGGGUGUUUGGAGGGGCCGACCAGUCAGGAAAUCGAAACUGCCUGCAAGUUCUGAAUCCUGAUACCAGGACUUGGACUACCCCAGAGGUGACCGGCCCACCGCCAUCCCCAAGAACAUUCCACACGUCAUCGGCAGCCAUUGGAGACCAGCUGUAUGUCUUUGGGGGCGGAGAGAGAGGUGCCCAGCCCGUGCAGGAUGUGCAGCUUCAUGUGUUUGACGCAAACACCCUGACCUGGUCACAACCAGAGACACAUGGAAAACCUCCAUCCCCCCGACAUGGUCACGUGAUGGUGGCAGCAGGGACAAAGCUCUUCAUCCAUGGAGGCUUGGCAGGGGACAAUUUCUAUGAUGAUCUCCAUUGCAUUGAUAUCAGUGACAUGAAGUGGCAGAAGCUAAGGCCCACUGGGGCAGCUCCCACAGGCUGUGCUGCCCACUCAGCUGUGGCUGUGGGGAAACACCUGUAUGUCUUCGGAGGAAUGACUCCCACAGGAGCCCUGAAUACAAUGUACCAGUAUCACAUAGAAAAGCAGCAUUGGACCUUGCUUAAAUUUGAGAAUUCUCCACCCACUGGACGGUUGGACCAUUCCAUGUGUAUCAUUCCAUGGCCAGGGACGUGUACUUCUGAGAAAGAAGAUUCAAAUUCUGCCACUGUAAACUGUGAUGCUGAGAAAGGGGAUUCCACUGAGAAAGGAGUGACUCAAGGUGGUGACUCACGGGAGGGAAGUCAGGCUGACACGCUGCUCUGUUUUGUGUUUGGUGGAAUGAAUACAGAGGGGGAAAUCUAUGACGAUUGUAUUGUGACUGCAGUUGAUUAAUAAAACCCACGUUUUUACUGCU
Bubalus bubalis (water buffalo) is the source of this 1385-nucleotide messenger RNA. It is a transcript of the gene RABEPK, whose product is annotated as Rab9 effector protein with kelch motifs. Lineage: Eukaryota; Metazoa; Chordata; Mammalia; Artiodactyla; Bovidae. The transcript is spliced from 9 exons. Gene Ontology annotation, molecular function: protein binding. The record is from RefSeq and is a predicted model, not a curated record. The coding region runs from base 245 to 1363 and encodes 372 amino acids.